AGGAGAAUCAUCCCUGAUGAACCGGGAGGAUUUUCACCCCUGCUUGGAAGGAGAUUGAAACGAAUCCAGCAAAAGAAAGCCGUACUAUUCUCGAAUUAUUUUUCUAGACUGUGUUGGCAGCCAUUGUGAUGGUCAACCUGAAAGGCAUGUUCAAACAACUUGGAGAUAUCGUCCAUUUCUGGAGAACCAGCAAAAUUGAACUGGCCAUUUGGAUUGUAGCGUUUCUCGCCUCAGUUUUCCUGGGCCUGGACUACGGCUUGCUCACAUCCAUCACUUUUGCUGUGAUCACCAUUGUCUACAGGACCCAAAGUCCCCAAUAUAGAAUCCUUGGCCAGAUUCAUAACUCAGAUAUUUAUUGGGACGUGGAACUGUAUGAAGAGGUAAGAGAUUUGGAACACAGAAAAUUAACGUGUUCCUUUAAAAGGAGGGGUGGAACAAUAGGAUCCAUUGGUGGAUUCCAAAUCUUUGGCUACUGGUUCAUGAAAGAAAUCCUCAAUAGAUUGAUUGGGAUGAACUAA
Thamnophis sirtalis is the source of this 518-nucleotide messenger RNA. The record is from RefSeq and is a predicted model, not a curated record. Lineage: Eukaryota; Metazoa; Chordata; Lepidosauria; Squamata; Natricidae.